Molecule: messenger RNA, 2761 nt
Organism: Trichechus manatus latirostris (Florida manatee)
Lineage: Eukaryota; Metazoa; Chordata; Mammalia; Sirenia; Trichechidae
Gene: SEC23A
Product: SEC23 homolog A, COPII coat complex component
Exons: 12
Coding region: 162-1445 (427 amino acids)
Biological process (GO): intracellular protein transport; COPII-coated vesicle budding; endoplasmic reticulum to Golgi vesicle-mediated transport
Cellular component (GO): COPII vesicle coat; endoplasmic reticulum exit site
Molecular function (GO): GTPase activator activity; zinc ion binding
Source: RefSeq, a predicted model, not a curated record
GGCCCAGGUCUGCGCGGAGGCCGGGGGCGGGGCGGCGCCGGCCUUGAUUACAUUGCCACGGCUACUCCAGCUCGGCGGAGGGGACUGAUUUAGCCAGGCGGAGGCUGCGACAGGCGCAGAUCUUGUAGGGGGGCACUGUGAAAUAAGAAACGAGCUCCACAAUGACUACCUAUUUGGAAUUUAUCCAACAAAAUGAAGAACGAGAUGGGGUCCGAUUUAGUUGGAAUGUUUGGCCAUCAAGUCGACUAGAAGCUACAAGAAUGGUUGUCCCAGUGGCAGCCCUAUUUACACCACUGAAGGAGAGACCUGAUUUACCUCCUAUUCAAUAUGAGCCUGUUCUAUGUAGUAGGACCACUUGCCGUGCAGUUUUGAAUCCUUUAUGUCAGGUGGAUUAUCGAGCAAAACUCUGGGCUUGUAAUUUUUGUUAUCAAAGGAAUCAGUUUCCACCUACCUAUGCUGGCAUAUCUGAACUGAAUCAGCCUGCUGAGCUUUUACCCCAGUUUUCUAGCAUUGAAUAUGUAGUACUGGAAAUGCUGGGCCUCUCUAAAGUACCCGUGACUCAAGCAACACGUGGUCCUCAGGUGCAGCAGCCGCCUCCUUCCAAUAGAUAUAAUGAUUCAACAGCACUUCUAUGCUUUCUUCUUGUCUUUAGCUGGGCAGAUGCUCAAACUCAAAUCCAAAACAUCGCUGCUUCUUUUGACCAGGAGGCAGCUGCUAUUCUUAUGGCCCGCCUGGCAAUAUAUAGAGCAGAAACAGAGGAGGGGCCAGAUGUCCUUAGAUGGCUAGACAGACAGCUUAUUCGACUGUGUCAGAAAUUUGGAGAGUAUCACAAAGAUGAUCCAAGUUCCUUCAGAUUUUCAGAAACUUUCUCCCUCUAUCCACAGUUUAUGUUUCAUUUAAGAAGAUCUCCUUUCUUGCAAGUUUUUAAUAAUAGUCCAGAUGAGAGUUCUUAUUACCGUCACCAUUUUAUGCGUCAAGAUCUGACCCAGUCUCUAAUUAUGAUUCAGCCUAUUCUCUAUGCAUAUUCUUUUAGUGGACCACCAGAGCCUGUUCUUCUUGAUAGCAGCAGCAUCCUUGCAGAUCGUAUUCUUCUCAUGGACACCUUCUUCCAGAUUUUGAUUUAUCAUGGUGAGACCAUAGCACAGUGGCGCAAGUCAGGAUACCAGGACAUGCCGGAAUAUGAAAAUUUCCGCCACCUUCUGCAAGCCCCAGUGGAUGAUGCACAGGAGAUCCUUCACUCCAGAUUCCCAAUGCCAAGAUACAUCGACACCGAACAUGGGGGCAGCCAGGCUCGUUUCCUGCUUUCAAAAGUCAAUCCUUCACAGACUCAUAAUAAUAUGUAUGCCUGGGGACAGGAGUCUGGAGCACCUAUUCUCACAGAUGAUGUUAGUUUACAAGUGUUUAUGGAUCACCUGAAGAAACUUGCUGUGUCAAGUGCUGCUUGAGUUGCUAAAUAUAUUAAGGACACUUAAGAAAAUGGAGUAAUAUUUUAAUUUCAUUAUUUUUCCUUUUUCAGUUCAUCUGUGGAAACCAACAGAGAUAUUUAGACUCUUUUGUAUUAGCAUGGUUUGAGACAACUUAGGGAAAAAUGUUCACGUUUGUAGAUUAAGCUGCAAUUUAAUGAGAGCAGUAAGAACAAAUUCAUUUUGCUUGCCACAGUAUUAUAACUGGUUUCAGAAAUAUGAAGUCUUUAUAAUUUAAUUAUGUUUAAGAGUAAAAAUAGAGUCUGCCAUAUACUCCAGAGACAUAGCUUGUUUGUAUGUAGCAGACAAAUCCAAGGUGGCACUGAAUGUCCUUGCGGACCUUUUGAAAAUUUCUUAAUUUUAGCUAGAAAGUAAACAAAAUUACCAGUAAUGAUAAUGUGAACAUUUUUUGCUUAUUCAUUGAAUAUUUUUCUGUGAUUUUCUGCACUUACUUGUAUGCUUUUUAUGUACUGUUCUGUUAAGGCAGAUUUAUUUUUAUGAUGAUUUGACUUUAUAUGUAAUAAUUUUCAUGGAGCUAAUUUAAUGUUUUUGUUCAUUUGGAAAAAUAGAACCAGUUUAGAGAUUAAAAGUUUUUUGGAGGUAAAAACCAUACAGCUGACAAUAAGUGUGAAAUUCCCACAAAGUACCCAACUUAUGCGAUUAAAUAAUAUAAUUUUUUUGAAAAGGGAGAUACAGAAUAAACCAUUUUGUCAGUGCAUUUUAGAAAAGCCUUUGCAGUAAAACGAGUGUCGUAACUACUAACCCAAGUUUAAUUUUCACUGCAUGGUUUGGCUUUUUCCCUUGUUUUUCUGAGGACAACUUUUAAUUAUAUCCUUCAGUAUUUUAAGACUAUUUUCGGAGUUUACACAUUACUUUUUGUUUCUGCUUCCUUUUUUGUGAACAACUCAUUAAGUUGGAGUUCUUGUUGAAACAGUAUUAUAUAAUAUUUUGUUUAAUUAUAUCAUGUGAUGAUGCUCAGUUCUGUUUUGAUUUUUUCAUAGUAUCAUUCACUUUUACCUUUUAAAGUUUACUUGUAGCAGAUAUGUUUACAUUUAAAGCCGAAUAUGUUUUGAUAAUGAAAUUUACACUAAGUGCUGCGAAGGGAAGGUGGUGCUACGAUCUACGCUUGGAAAACAGUUCUGAUGAUCGCACUUGCAUGAACACCAUCAUACGAUGGUAAAACAGGCAAAAACUUAAAAAAUGUUUACAUGUUAUAUUCGAUUAGAGUAAAUAAAUUGCUGUGUUCCAGUUUAUUUCGGGUGAAUUGUGCUAGGCCUAAAUACCAAUAAAAUAUACCU